AAGCUCCGCCGCCGCCGCCCGGCCAGAAAGCGGAAUCCGGGCGCGUCGGGGCCCAGGCGCGGGACGGACCGGAAGUGGGGCCGCGUAGCUUUCUGCUCGCUGCGCGCAGUGAAACGCGUAUUGUGAAGAUGAGGGGGGGGCUCCCUAGCUGAACAGAUCGUUUGCGGAUCUACUUUUCUGCGCGUAUUUAUUACCUGCCAGUAAUUGGAUCAGAAGAUGAAUCCAGCUAAUCCUUUCAGUGGGCAGCAGCCUAGUGCUUUUCCACCAUCUUCCAGUGGUUCCAUAGGGACGUUUCAAGCUAAGCCACCAUUUCGGUUUGGUCAGCCCUCUCUUUUUGGACAAAACAAUACAUUAUCCGGGAAGAGCCCAGGAUUUUCACAGGUGUCCAGCUUUCCAGCAUCUUCUGGACAAAGUCCUUCUUCUUCAGUGCAAACAUUAGGAUUCUCCCAAACCUCAAAUGUUGGACUCUUUUCUGGACUUGAACACAUUCCGCCCUUUGUAGCUACCUCUGGGUCUUCAAGUUCAUCUGUGCCUGGAAACCCAGGAUUUAGUUUUAAAUCACCCAACCUUGGAGCAUUCCCAAGUACUUCUACUUUUGGACCAGAGACUGGAGAAAUAGCAAGCUCUGGUUUUGGGAAAACAGAAUUUAGCUUUAAACCUCUGGAGAAUUCAAUGUUCAGACCAAUAUUGGGGGCUGAAUCCGAGCCAGCGAAAACUCAGAACCAAAUUACUUCCGGACUUUUUACAUUUUCCCACCCAGUCAGUAGUGGACAUGGGGGACUGGCCCCAUUUUGUUUUUCUCAGGUGACGAGUAGUUCAGCCACCAAUUCAAAUUUUACCUUUUCAAAACCAGGUAAUAAUAAUUCAUCAUCAUCUGCCUUUACUUCUGCUUUGUCAAGUCAAACUGUGGAGGAAGAGAAGAGAGGCCCAAAAGCACUAUUUGGAAGUUCUAAUAGUGGCUUUAUUAGCUUCCCCAUAUCUUCUUCAGGGUCCUUGGGUGAACCCUUCCCAGUUAGCAAAACAGGUGUCAGACAAGGAUGCGAAGAAGCUGUUUCCCAAAUGGAGCCACUUCCCAGCCUCAUGAAAGGACUGAAAAGGAAGGAGGACCAGGACCGGUCCCCCAGGAGGCACGGUCAUGAUGCAGCAGAAGAUUUGGACCCUCUGCUGAGGGGCGAUCAUCCUCCAGAUAAACGACCCGUCCGCUUGAAUCGACCCCGGGGAGGCACUUUGUUUGGUCGGACAAUACAGGAUGUCUUCAAAAGCAAUAAAGAAGUAGGUCGUCUGGGCAACAAGGAAUCUAAAAAGGAAACUGGCUGUGCCGAGUCUGGGGAAAAUGACCACUUGGCCGUCCCAGGAGGCAGUCAGUCUGUCCUGGCACCUUCCCGGCUUCCAGGUGUGAAUAAAGAGGAAGAAACUGAAAGUAGAGAUAAAAAAGAAGAUUCUCUAAGAGGAACUCCUGGCCGUCAGAGUAAAAGAAGUGAGAGCACAGACGGUCUUGGGGGCUUGUCUCCUGCUGAAGUCACAGCGAUCCAGUGCAAGAACAUCCCUGACUAUCUCAAUGACAGAACCACUCUGGAGAACCACUUUGGCAAAAUUGCUAAAGUGCAGCGCAUCUAUACCAGGCGCAGCAAAAAGCUUGCAGUGGUGUAUUUUUUUGAUCAUGCAUCUGCAGCCCUGGCUAGGAAGAAGGGGAAAGGUUUGCAUAAGGAUAUGGCCAUCUUCUGGCACAAGAAAAAAACAAGUCCCAACAAGAAACCCUUUUCCCUCAAGGAGAAGCAGCCAGGUGACGGUGAAGCUGGCCCGGGCACCGAGGACACACCCUUUCAGCACUCCCCUCUUGGCAAGCCCGUGGCCAGGGCUGCAGCCGGCAGCCUGAAUAAAAGCUCUCCAGUGAAGAAGCCGAGUCUUCUGAAGCCCCCUCAGUUUGAGGGAGACCCGUCUGACGAGGGCUCCGAGGGCUCCGAGGGUCUUGGGCUGUGUGUGUCGUCUCUCAGUGCCCUGAUAGGUACUGUGGCUGAGACAUCCGAGGAGAAGUACCGCCUGCUUGACCAGAGGGACAGAGUCAUGCGGCAAGCUCGGGUGAAAAGGACCGACUUGGACAAAGCGAGGACUUUUGUUGGGACGUGCCCGGAUAUGUGUCCCGAGAAGGAGCGAUACAUGCGGGAGACCCGGAGCCAGCUUAGUGUGUUUGAAGUGGUCCCAGGCACUGACCAGGUGGACCACGCGGCAGCCGUGAAGGAGUACAGCCGCUCCUCAGCAGACCAGGAGGAGCCCCUGCCGCAUGAGCUGCGUCCCUCGGCGGUGCUUAGCAGGACCAUGGACUACCUGGUGACCCAGAUCAUGGACCAGAAGGAGGGCAGCCUGCGGGACUGGUACGACUUCGUGUGGAACCGCACGCGGGGCAUACGGAAGGACAUCACUCAGCAGCACCUGUGUGACCCAGUGACGGUGUCUCUGAUUGAGAAGUGCACCCGGUUUCACAUCCACUGUGCUCACUUCAUGUGUGAGGAGCCCAUGUCCUCCUUUGAUGCCAAGAUCAACAAUGAGAACAUGACCAAGUGCCUUCAGAGUCUGAAGGAGAUGUACCAAGACCUGAGAAACAAGGGCGUGUUCUGUGCCAGUGAAGCGGAGUUCCAGGGCUACAACGUUCUGCUCAAUCUCAACAAGGGGGACAUCCUAAGAGAAGUGCAGCAGUUCCAUCCUGCCGUUAGAAACUCCUCUGAGGUGAAAUUCGCUGUUCAGGCUUUUGCUGCGUUGAACAGUAACAAUUUUGUGCGAUUUUUCAAACUGGUCCAGUCAGCUUCUUAUCUGAAUGCUUGUCUUCUGCAUUGUUACUUUAAUCAGAUCCGCAAGGACGCGCUCCGAGCGCUCAACGUGGCGUACACCGCGAGCACUCAGCGCUCCACCACCUUUCCCCUGGACGGCGUGGUGCGCAUGCUGCUCUUCAGAGACGGAGAGGACGCCACAGGCUUCCUCAGCUGCCACGGCCUCACUGUCUCCGACGGCUGUGUCGAGCUGAACCGGUCCUCGUUCCUGGAACCAGAGGGUUUAUCCAAGGCCAGGAAGUCGGUGUUUAUUACCAGGAAGCUGACGGUGUCCGUUGGGGAGAUCGUGAAUGGAGGGCCAUUACCCCCUGUUCCCCGUCACACCCCCGUGUGCAGCUUCAACUCCCAGAACAAGUACGUCGGGGACAGCCUGGCUGCGGAGUUGCCCACGGGCACUCAGAGACCCGGCUCGGACGUGGCGGGUGUAGGGAGAGGAGAGGAGUGCAGUAUGGAGGGGGACGAGACCCUCCCGGCUCUCCUUCUGCAGCCCCUGCCCACCCCUGUGCCAGCUUCUCCUCCACAACUCCCGGCACUGCCCUUGAGCAUGGCACCCAGCCUCUUCCAGCCCCCCGUGCAGCCCCCCGUGCAGCCCCCCGUGCAGCUGGAGCUCCUUCCCCCAAAGUCUGCGCCUGUGUACUCGGACGAGGACCUGGCGCAGGUGGUGGAUGAGCUCAUCCGGGAGGUUCUUCAGAGGGACUGCGAGGAAGUUGGCGCCGCCGGGGCAGCCUUCGCAGCCACAGCCCUGGGUGUUUCCAAUGCUGCUAUGGAGGAGCUGUUAACAGCUGCAACCAUGGGCAUUUUGAGGCACAUUGCAAGUGAAGAAGUGACUAAGGAAAGGGAGCGGAAAGAGGAAGAGAGGCGGCGGGCUGAAGAAGAGAGGUUGAAACAAGAGAGAGAACUGGUGUUAACGCAGCUGAGCCAGGACCUAGCUGCAGAGCUGACAGAGCUCGUGGUGACAGAACGUGUGAGGGAAACCUGCUCCCAGGAAUUGAAGAGUGCAGUGGAGACAGAGCAGAGGCUCCGCAUGGCCCGUUGCUGUGAGGACGUCUGUGCACACCUGGUGGACUUGUUUCUUGGGGAGGAAAUUUUCCAGACUGCAAAAGAGACCCUCCAGGAACUUCAGUGCUUCUGCAAGUAUCUCCAGCGGUGGAGGGAAGGUGUCGCAGCCCGGAAGAAACUGAGGCGCCAGAUGCGGGCCUUCCCUGCGGCGCCUUGCUGUAUGGACAUGAAUGACCGGCUGAGGGCACUGGCGCCCAGCGCAGAGUGCCCCAUUGCAGAGGAGAACCUGGCCAAGGGCCUCCUGGAUCUGGGCCACGCGGGGAGAGUGGGCAUCUCCUGCACCAGGUUAAGGUGUCUCAGAAACAAGGUGGCGCACCAGAUGAAGGUUCAGCACUUCUACCAGCAGCUGCUGAGUGACGCGGCAUGGGCACCCCUGGACCUGCCAUCUCUCGUGGCUGAGCACCUCCCGGGGCGGCAGGAGCACGUGUUUUGGAAGCUGGUGCUGGUGUUGCCUGAUGGAGAAGAGCAGUCCCCAGGGAGUCCUGGCAGAGUUCUAGCAAACUGGUUAAAAGUCAAGUUCACAGGAGAUGCUGGCUCAGUGGAUGACACGUACCGCGAUGUUGGUGGGAUCCAGACGCUCACUCUCUUUAACACUCUCAGCAGCAAAGGGAAUCAGACAGUUUCUGUCAGUGUGUGCGUCAAGGUGGCCCACGGUGCUCUUAGCGACUGUGCCCUUGACGCUGCGGAGACACAGAAGGAGCUCCUGGGAGCCAGCGGGCUUAUGCUGCUGCUUCCCCCCAAAGUGAAGAGCGAGGACGUGGCGGAGGAGGACGUGUACUGGCUGUCGGCGUUGCUGCAGAUCAAGCAGCUCCUGCAGGCCAAGCCCUUCCAGCCUGCGCUUCCGCUGGUGGUUCUUGUGUCCAGCCCGGGAGGGGACGCCGUGGAGAAGGAAGUGGAAGCUGGUCUGAUGCUCCAGGAUUUGGUUUCAGCUAAGCUGAUUUCAGAUUAUACCGUUAUUGAGAUCCCUGAUUCCAUUAGUGAUUUACAAGGCACGACUAAGGUUUCGCAGGCUGUGCAGUGGCUGGUCUCGCACUGCCCCUGUGCCCUUGACCUUUGUUGCCAGACCCUCAUUCAGUACGUGGAAGACGGGGUUAGCCGGGAGUUUAGCGGCCGGUUUUUCCACGACAGAAGAGAGCGGAGGCUAGGCGGCCUGGCCCCGCAGGAGCCAAGUGCCGUCAUCGAACUGUUCAACAGCGUGCUGAGCUUCCUGGCCUCUGUAGUGUCCUCCGAGCAGCUCUGUGACCUGUCCUGGCCUGUCACUGAGUUUGCCGAGGCAGGGGGCAGCCGGCUGCUUCCUCACCUUCACUGGAACACCCCUGAGCACCUGGCCUGGCUGAGGCAGGCUAUCCUUGGCUUCCAGCUCCCACAGAUGGACCUUCCGCCCCCGGGAGCUCCCUGGCUCCCCGUGUGCUCCAUGGUUGUCCAGUACGCCUCCCAGAUCCCCAGCUCUCUCCAGACGCAGCCUGUCCUGCAGUCCCAGGUGGAGAGCCUGCUCCGCGGCACGCACUGCAGGUGGAAGAGCGGGAGCCCCUCCCCAGGCCGGGGGGCACGGCCCUCAGUUGCUGAGAUCCCGUGGGAUGACAUCAUCGCCUUGUGCAUCAACCACAGGCUGAGGGACUGGACACCCCCCAGGCUUCCCGUCACAUCAGAGGCACUGACUAAAGAUGGUCAGAUAUGUGUGUAUUUUUUUAAAAACCAUUUGAAAAACUACGACGUUCCUUUGUCGUGGGAACAAGCCAGAAUGCAGACGCAGAAGGAGCUACAGUUGAGUCAGAGCCGUUUGGGGAUAAGAUCUGUUCAUCCUUCUGCAAACAAGCUUCGCACUCCGUUACUUCACGGGCACCGCAAAGGGAAGAGAGGUGUGAAGCGCGGCCGAGAGGGGCGGAUUCCCGGCACCGACGACCUGAUGCACAGAGCCUCUGCCCAGGAGCUCCUGGCCCAGUGUCUGUCCAGCAGCCUGCUGCUGGAGAAAGAGGAGAGCAAGAGGUUUGAAGAUCAACUUCAGCAGUGGUUGUCAGAGGACUCAGGAGCAUGUACAGAUUCAACUUCCUUUCCACUCUACCUUCCUCAGACUCUGGUGUCUCUGCCUCAGACUAUCGAACCUGUGAUGAAAACAUCUACAACUACUAGCCUUCAGAAUGACAGGACAGGGGAGCAACUGCAGAUGUCAGAGGCAACAGGCACGUCUGUGACCGAACGGCUGAAGCGCCUAGAAAGGCUGAUCCGGAGUUCAAGGGAAGAGGACGUUGCCUCUGAGCUCCAUCUCUCUGCACUACUGGACAUGGUGGACAUUUGAGCUGCUGGACCUGAGAGAGGGUCUAGAAGAUGUUCUUUUAACUCAAAAUAAUGUUAUUCUCAGAUGCUUGAUGCAUGUUGGAAUGUGAUUAUUAAUCAUGCAAAAAUAAACCACUGGAAUAUCCAAUGAGGUCUUCCUCAGUUUUCAGAAUGAAAGGUUGUUUUCUCCUGUGUAAUGUCUUUGAUACUCUUACCUGUUUUCAUGAUCUCUUCUGACUGUUGUCCACCAACACAUGCUCUUACAUUUCAGUGUGUAACGGUGGUCAUUCAUUGUCUUAGCAACAGUUGCAGUCCCUGAUGUGCCAAAUCAGUGCAGGGAUGAAUAAGGUGCAGGGACCCUGCCCACCCGGCCUGCCCAGCUCACACCUCAGAGAGCCAACAGAUGUACUGAGCCAACUGUAUAUGUACAUAGCUCUCUGAGGCAUGGGGCAUGUGCCUGCAUUGGAAGCAGGGGGAGACAAGGGGAUUGGGCAGAGGACAGAGCAGAAUUCUUGGAGAGGAGUGCAGUGGUAUACCCAGGAGGAUGUGAUGAAAACCUGGAGGUGCCAGUUUGGUAGUACUGCCAAGCCAGACCGCCGAGACCCUUGCUGCUUUACUGUGAGUGCUAUGGGAAUCAGCUAUUGGAGAUAUUAGGCAAGAAGUGAUUUGGUCACAUUUUGUUUCAAAAACUGCAUAUGGGGAACAACAGUAAGACAAGCAAUGGAUCUCGAAAGGAGGAUGCUGCAGCUGUCCAGGUGAAAGAAGAAGGGUAUAAUCCUGAGUCUGCUAGCAGUUGGUGUGGAGAGAAGGGAUACAUUUGAGCCAUAUACAGAAAGAGGUAUUAACAGACUUGAUGCUGAGUAUGACCGUCAGUCUUAAAUUGGCACUCAGCAUCUCCCUACUAUAUCCCACAUCCCCUAGAGUCUCUGAGGGAACUAUUUCAUAUCUUCUUAUUCUCUUCAAAUCUACAACAUUCCUAGAUGAUGACCUGCUUCUUAUUUCAUUGAGAAAAAAGAAGCACUAGGAACAGAACUUGCUCAUCCUACCACCACCACAUCUACCAGCCAAACCCUGCAUCCGCCAGAACAAACACUCAUCAACUCUUAGGGAUUUCUUCAGUGAUUAACUUCAUGUUUAUCAGUAAAGACUUAAGUAAUGCUAUUUCUUAAUCUCGAUUUUAGACAUCUGUUGAUUUCCUACAAUAGAAAAUGAGUUAGCUCUCAUACUAUAUCCUCUCUGCAACGUGUAUCACCCACACAUGCAUACUACAUUUCCUCUCCCACUAGUCUCCCAAAACGAUUUAAGAUGUUAGCUGAAAUCUGCAUUCAGAGUUCAGUAUGACUAUAUUAAUACCGUUUGCUGUCGAGCCCUGUAUUGGUUUAUGAUUACAUUUCCUUUAGGGACAACUUUCCGUUGUACCUGGAGUCAACUGUCUUGCUUUUUCAUUUGCUUGGUUUUCUGUGUUCCUAGCACUACUUCACCCAAACCUCUCCUCGCUAAGUGUGAAGCUCCUCCCAACACUCAGGUGCCUCAGGUAGUAUGCUAGCUCCAUUUUCUUCUGGAAAUGAACUGCUGGGAAAUCCCCCGUCUGUGCCACCUUGGACGUCCCCUGGAUUCUGAGUCGUAUACCUUCCUCUUCCGUGGUCUGCUUUCUCAUUUUGAUGGAGCUCAUCUUUUAGAGCCUUCCGAGCUUGCAUAUCUAAAAGAUCUUUAUUUCUACCCUUAUGUUAGAUUCAUCAUUUGAAUGGAAGUAGAAUUUUACAUUGGAAAUUAUUCCUCUGCGUUUUUGUUUGUUUUUUGUUACUGGGAGUUUCUUUUAAGAUCAUCUCUAUCCCUGGUGGUCUCAAAUUUCUCAACAACAUGCUUGACAUAUUGGUUUGCCUCCCCUAUUCCCUGCCGAAUUUAUUGUGCUUGGCAUGUUGUAGUGCUUUUUUCCAGUAGUUUUUGCUAUGUAACAAACUACCCCAACCAUAGCUUAAAUUUGGGAAGGACAGGCUGGGCAGCUUUCUCUUGGGAUCUCUCAUGCAGUUGCAGUCAGGUAUUGAAUGCAGGUAUUGGGACUGUGGUUAUCUGAAGUCUUGACUGUGGCUGGAUGUCUGAGACAGCUCACUUACAUAGCGGGCAGGUGAUGUUGCACUGUUGGCUAGGGGCUCAGCUGGGGCUUUCGACCUGAGUAGCUAUAUGUGACCUCAUCACGUGGCUUGGCUUCCUCACAGCAAGGUGGCCUCAGAUAGGACUUCUCACAUGGCAUCUCAGGGCUCCAAGUGCAAGUGCCCCAGUGAGCGAAAUGCAAGCCCAGCUUUGGAAUCUGUGCAGGAUCACUUCCACUUCAUUGUAUUGGUUACAAGCAUCUGGUUAUAGAUUAAAGGGACGGGACAUAGGUCCUAUUUCUCAGUGGGGAUGAGUGGUAAGACCACAUUGUAAAAGAGCAUGUGAGAUGGGAGAUUUUGCAGGCAUCUUUAGAAAAUAUUCUCCCAUGCUUUUUCAAUCCAGAAAACUUUCCCCAAUUCUGGGAAUUUUUGGAAAUUAUUUAAUACAAUUUUCUCCUCCACGGUUUCCCUUUGGAACUCCUAAUACUCAGAUGUUUGACCACCUGUAUCGAUGCUCCAAUUUUCUUUUCAAUUUUUGUAUAUCUUUAUCUUUUUAUUCUACUAUUCUAAAAUUUCUCUAUCUCCCUGUUCUAGUGAUUUUAAAACUGCUACCAUAUUGUGAAUCACUAUAUUGUACACCUGUAACAUAUAAAAUUGCACAUCAACUAUACUUCAAUUAAAAAAGUUUAAAAAAUUUUAAA
Molecule: messenger RNA, 8949 nt
Organism: Aethalodelphis obliquidens (Pacific white-sided dolphin)
Lineage: Eukaryota; Metazoa; Chordata; Mammalia; Artiodactyla; Delphinidae
Gene: MCM3AP
Product: minichromosome maintenance complex component 3 associated protein
Exons: 29
Coding region: 217-6180 (1987 amino acids)
Biological process (GO): mRNA export from nucleus
Cellular component (GO): nucleus; transcription export complex 2; cytoplasm
Molecular function (GO): nucleic acid binding
Source: RefSeq, a predicted model, not a curated record